This is a messenger RNA of Rattus norvegicus (Norway rat), 3247 nucleotides long. NCBI's taxonomy places the organism in Eukaryota, Metazoa, Chordata, Mammalia, Rodentia, Muridae. The record is from RefSeq and is a predicted model, not a curated record.
UCGCCCCGCCCACCAACCAAGAAGCGGCCAAGCACGGUGACGUGUCGUUGUAGGAGUUGGCGUACCCGCCCUGCGUAGGUCCCGUCCGAGCUCUGGGCGAGUCAGCUGUCUGGAAUCCCGAUGUCGUUUUCAUUCUCACAGACUCCGGUGACCCCUGAGCUCUCCCUCAUCGACCAACUCGGUCUCCAUCAGCAAGUACUUGGUUCGUCAGUCCUGAGCUGAAUGGCUUGUGUGAGGAGGUUACAGAGGACAGAAAAGAGGUGCGCCUGAGAAGCGCCGCACUCAGAAGCGCCACGGUGGAAUCUGGAACCGGACUGUGGGUCCUGGGAACUCACAGGCGGAAGUCACCCAGCCGGAGAGCUGAAAACCCGGAACGCGGAUCUCCUUUCCGCCCCGCCCGGAAACAGCCCGCUGCGCUUGCGGCGCCCGCACUGAGCAUGUGCAUGCGGUGCCGCGCAUGCUCCGUGGAGGCCCGCUUCGGUUUCUGUCGCGGGGCCGGUGGUGUCUCCUAGCGUAACCGGAACUAGCCGUUGCGGGCCGGCCUUCUCUGCGCUCGGGCCUUGAGGUGAUCUCCGAGGCCCCCGCCCCUCCUCCCUCGUCGUCCCCUCGGCUCGGCCGCCCUCCUUUCACAGCCGCCGGCAUGAGCUCCAGGCCGCCCGCGUCGCUGCCAGCGCGAGGCCCGCGGUUGUUGCUGCUGUCGCUGCUCUUGCUAGGGACGGUCCCAGGCCCGCGCCCGGGCAGCGCCUUCUACCUGCCUGGCCUGGCUCCGGUCAAUUUCUGCACCGAAGAGAAGAAGAGCAACGAGUGCAAGGCUGAGAUAGAACUGUUUGUUAACCGGCUUGAUUCAGUGGAGUCUGUUCUUCCUUAUGAAUAUACAGCGUUUGAUUUUUGCCAAGCAUCAGAAGGAAAACGCCCAUCUGAAAAUCUUGGUCAGGUAUUAUUCGGGGAAAGAAUUGAACCCUCACCAUACAAGUUUACAUUUAAUAAGGAGGAAACCUGUAAACUCGUUUGUACGAAAACAUACCAUACAGAGAAGGCUGAAGACAAACAGAAGUUAGACUUCUUGAAAAAAAGCAUGCUACUGAACUAUCAGCAUCACUGGAUUGUGGAUAAUAUGCCUGUUACGUGGUGCUAUGAGGUUGAAGACAAUCAGAAGUUCUGUAAUCCUGGAUUUCCUAUUGGCUGUUACAUUACAGAUAAAGGCCAUGCGAAAGAUGCCUGUGUAAUUAGUUCAGAAUUCCAUGAGAGAGACACUUUCUACAUCUUCAAUCAUGUUGACAUCAAGAUACAAUAUCACGUUGUUGAAACUGGGUCCAUGGGAGCGAGAUUAGUGGCUGCUAAACUCGAACCAAAAAGCUUCAGACAUACCCAUAUAGAUAAACCAGACUGCUCUGGACCCGCCAUGGAUAUAAGCAACAAGGCUUCUGGGGAGAUCAAAAUUGCCUAUACUUACUCUAUUAGUUUUGAGGAAGAGAAAAACAUCAGGUGGGCCUCCAGAUGGGACUACAUUCUGGAGUCUAUGCCUCACACUCACAUUCAAUGGUUUAGCAUAAUGAAUUCCUUGGUGAUUGUCCUCUUCUUGUCUGGAAUGGUAGCUAUGAUUAUGUUACGCACACUACAUAAAGAUAUUGCCAGAUAUAACCAGAUGGACUCUACGGAGGAUGCCCAGGAAGAAUUUGGCUGGAAACUCGUUCAUGGGGAUAUAUUCCGUCCUCCAAGAAAGGGGAUGCUGCUGUCUGUCUUUCUAGGAUCUGGAACACAGAUUUUAAUUAUGACUUUUGUAACUCUAUUUUUCGCAUGUCUGGGAUUCUUGUCCCCUGCCAAUCGAGGAGCCCUGAUGACGUGUGCUGUGGUCUUGUGGGUGCUACUGGGCACACCUGCUGGCUAUGUUGCUGCCAGAUUCUACAAGUCCUUUGGGGGCGAGAAGUGGAAAACAAAUGUUUUAUUGACAUCCUUCCUUUGUCCUGGGAUUGUGUUUGCUGACUUCUUUAUCAUGAAUCUGAUCCUCUGGGGAGAGGGCUCUUCAGCAGCGAUUCCUUUUGGCACCCUGGUUGCCAUCUUGGCCCUCUGGUUCUGCAUAUCUGUGCCUUUGACGUUUAUUGGUGCAUAUUUUGGCUUUAAGAAGAAUGCCAUUGAACACCCAGUUCGAACCAAUCAGAUUCCUCGUCAGAUUCCCGAGCAGUCCUUCUACACCAAGCCUUUGCCCGGCAUCAUCAUGGGGGGCAUUUUGCCCUUCGGCUGCAUCUUUAUACAGCUUUUCUUCAUUCUCAACAGCAUUUGGUCACACCAGAUGUAUUACAUGUUUGGCUUCCUGUUUCUGGUGUUUAUCAUUUUGGUUAUUACAUGCUCGGAGGCAACCAUACUUCUUUGCUAUUUUCAUCUAUGUGCAGAGGAUUACCAUUGGCAGUGGCGUUCCUUCCUCACCAGCGGCUUCACGGCAGUGUAUUUCCUCGUAUACGCCAUACACUACUUCUUUUCAAAACUGCAGAUCACGGGAACAGCAAGUACAAUCCUGUACUUUGGUUACACUAUGAUAAUGGUCUUGAUCUUCUUCCUUUUUACAGGAACAAUUGGCUUCUUUGCAUGCUUUUGGUUUGUCACCAAAAUAUACAGUGUGGUGAAGGUCGACUGAAGAAACCCAGUGUGUCCAGUUAAAACAAAUAAACUAAAUCUUCAUCCACAAAGACCUGUUUUGUGACUCCCUUGAGUUUUCUCAGACUUAUGGCCUAGUAAUCCUUCAGAAACAGCAGACUUCCAAGUACACCUCUCCCCAUGCGCCUGUCCCUACCUACAAGAUGUAUUUCAACACUAAAGCAUUUGUAUUGUGAUUGGAUUAAGUAUAUAUUCAGUUGUUCUCAGUGAAGAGCAAAUUUAAAUAUUAUGUGCAUUUGUAAAUACGGUAGCUAUAAACUUUUCAAUACUUCUAAUGGCAGAUUAGAGGAGGCCAUAAUACUGACGAUACUGGACAGUCGAUUGUACAUAGGGUUUUCUAGACUCGGUAGGUGGAAAGAAUUAUUUUUCUUUGAAGGAAAUAACUUUUUAUCAUGGUAAUUUUGAAGGAUGAUUCCUAUGAUGUGUUCAUUGGGGGGAUGUGGCUUUUAAAAAUCUUGUAUUGGUUGUAAUUGUUCAUAUCUUCUUACUUUUCUGUGUUGACUUCAUUAUUCCCAUGGUAUUGGCCUUUUAAACUAUGUGCCUCUGAGUCUUUGGAUUUAUAAAUUUGUUAUCUUAAUAAAUAUUGUAAAAAUGC